This is a messenger RNA of Malus domestica (apple), 1981 nucleotides long. RefSeq lists its product as uncharacterized. The record is from RefSeq and is a predicted model, not a curated record. NCBI's taxonomy places the organism in Eukaryota, Viridiplantae, Streptophyta, Magnoliopsida, Rosales, Rosaceae.
AAUUGGGGCAUCGGAUACGUGUGCGGGAUGGUUCCAAGAUGUUCCGCCGUACAAUUGUGGUGCUGCCCUUAUCCCUACGGGGAAGUUGACGGCCGGCCAGCCCAGCCCUUAUGGGAGAUUUCCCGGAACUCUGGCCGGAGUAUGAUUGUGUCAAGAACAAGUAGGAUCAUGUACUUAUCAACUCAUCACCCGAAAAAAAAAACACCUGGAUUAGUUUCGAACUUGACAUUACCAAACAACAUUGCCAGUUCUGCACGCAUGGCGAUCACCUGCUUCUUCGCUCACCAGCGGAAUAAACGCACGGAGUUGUUUUAAACUUUUAAUUAUGUUCAGAGGUGCUUAAUCUGGGCUAUUUGAAUAUUAAAAAACGACCGUGAUUUUCGUUUAGGUACGUAGUUGCAUACUUCCAUGGUCAACUCAAAUAAAUAUUGUUUAGUCAAUUAACUGUAAUAAAUAGAUAAUCGAUUUGUAUCAUCUCGUAAAUUAAACAUUGUUGAUUGGUUUAAUGUGCUUAUUUCUUAUUAGUAACACAUCGACUAUAAAUUUAAUCUACUGAAUAUUAUUUAGUUUAUAAUCACGAAGAUCUGUAAAUUGGGCGUGAGUAAGGAUGGUAGCAAAGUAGUAUUCCGGGUGCAAAUAUAGUCUUGUUUCAUGCAAGGACCCAAUUCUUGUGGACCCACCACCAGCACGGAUUCAUUCAGAUUCACAACCCAAACCUUUCUUCCUUCCUUUUCUUGUCCCACCUUCUAACUUCUUCUAAGCUCCGCCUACCACCCACCGAACCGUAAUUGCAAUUUUGCACCCAUUUUUAUUUUCAAUUAAUUCACAGCUUAACACAAGCAUCCAUGGAUUCCCUCUCAUCGGUAAAAGUGUCGCCCUCCGUAGUCACCAACCCUCUCUCUCCACGGCGCUGCCGGAUGCUUCUCUUUUCGUCUUCGCUCGGCAGCUUACACAAUCGAAGUCUCGGUCGAUUAUCCUCCUCCUCCUCCUCCUCCUCCUCUGUAUUCGGUGUACCGUGCCCUCCCUAUUCUAGAAGGAGGCUCGUGUGCUGGUCCGGCGGUGGCGGUGGCGGUGGAGCUGCGCAGGAGGAGGACGACGACGGAGAUGACGACGGAAGUGAGCAGGUGGAGAGAGCGCUUCACCUCGAUGGUAAUAUCCCCUCUUCCUCCGACGAGUUCGUGAAACGCGUGUCGUCUCGUGCUUACGACAUGCGCCACCACCUCCAGCAGACCUUCGAUUCCAGCAGCUACGAUGUAUUGGAGGCCAACCCUUGGAGAGGAAGUUCCAAGCCUGUGUAUGUAUUAACGCAAAGGGAAAACCAGUUGUGCACCAUGAAAACCCGAAGAAAUCGCAGUGAAGUUGAAACGGAGCUUGGGAAAUUGUUUUCGAAAGGAGGGAAAUGGAACCCAGCGAAACAGCCUAGGAACGAGACAAAGUUCCAGAUGCUUGUGGAGGAUAUUAGGGAUGGAGUGCUCGUUUUCGAGGAUGAGAACGAAGCUGUAAGGUACUGUGACUUGUUGCAAGGAGGAGGUAAAGGUUGUGAAGGUGUUGCAGAAAUAGAGGCCUCAUCGGUAUUCGACGUCUGCCAGCAAAUGCGAGCUUUUGCAGUUCUAUUCCGUCGCGGAAUAAGCCCUCCUCUGCCUCAAAGCCUGGAGCUCAACCUUCGGGCUCGAAAGCGCUCGCUUGAAGACGAACAAAACCCAUAAAGACUACUCGAUUCCUUCUUGAAACUGUAUAUUUGUAUAAGAAAUCAUUCUUCUAUACGGCUCCUAUACAUACCCUGGAUCUAUAAAGUGUAAUAUAUGUAUAUCCAUUGCCAUUUUUGGGGGUUUUCAACUCUCGCUGUCUCGAUAGCGUUUCACAUAUUGAAUUUUUGUAUGUGCCGGUUAUAUGUAACUUCAUGGACGGAGCCAAUGAAGGUUCACUGGGGUCAUAUGCCCUCACUCAACUAAUUUGUUUGUUUAGUUGCAGACUACUACAA